CGGGAAACAGUGUUCCACUGGAGCGCGAGCGCCCAGGGCGCACUGUCCCUGCCUCCCACCGCGACUGAGAGGGUAAUUUGAGAAAAUAAGGCAGCGCGAGGGAGGGCGGGGUGAUGAGUUUGAGGAAAACAAAGAGGAAGGGAGCGAGCGAAACCUUUUGCGGGUCCGGAACGCAUGGAUGCGGACGGGAAAGUUGGCGGGUCUGGGAGAAAUCCUUUAAUGAUGGAGGGUGAAGGUGGCCCUUAAUUGCGCCUCGUCUUCUAUGACAGAAGGGCAUUUUCGGAAGGUGAGCAUGGUUGCCAGACAACAGAAGCUAACUGAGCGCGCUUCUGUGGGUGAGAAAUAGCUACGGACAGUUAGCGGAGUUCAAAUGUUCUGAAAAGUUUUUUUUUUUAACGCGGAAAGGAAGACUCUACUACAGCGGCAUGGACAGACCACGGACACUGGGCAGUAAAUCAGGACAGACAUUCCUGAUGGACUCGCUGCUGAUCUGCCUCUUCGUAGGCUUGGGCAUGGCAGACUGUGAGGGCUGUGUGGAGUACUGCUGUGAUGGAGCUCCACCUUUCUGCUGCUCCUACUACACCUACGUGGGGGAGGUUCUCUCGGGGACGGCCAUUUCAGGGAUGGUGUUUGGCGUGGUGUUUCUGAUGGGUGCUGUGGCAGCCAUGUUCCUGUGUGUGUGCGUGUGUGUGAGGAACAUGCGGGGCGUAGGCAUGCAGGACCUCAGAACCUCACACCUCAGCACCAUAUCCCAGGGACAUCCAGGACUCCUGCCUCCCUACUGUUACGACCCUGAGAUGGACCCCUAUAAUUCCCGCCCCCCUGCCUACACCCCGACCCCACCCAUAAUUGCCAAUCAUUCCCCACCCCCUCCCUACCCCGGUAACCCCUGCAAGUAGACACACCUUUUCGCUGGGCAGCGCUGGGACAGUAAGGGGAUGGCAUCCUGGCAGAGACUGGCACAGCCUGGCAGAGACUGGCAUGGACUGGCACAGCCUGGCACAGAUGGAUUAGAUUUGACCUCUGACCUUUUGGGAAAGGAGUCCAUAUUGUGUCCUGUGACCUAUGACCUGUGUCGAGUGUGGGAAAGGGUGCAGUGGCGACCGCAGCUCCUCCAACCCAAGGCCAGCUCCCCGCCAGGUGUGCUGUACCUGUGGGACAUGUGUGGACUUAGCGUGUCCUGGCUGGACAUCAGCGAAACCCCUGUAAACUCUGAGUCAGCCAUGGUGCAGCGAACACCAGCUCAGCCAAGCUUCAGUGAUCUUUCCUACAGAUCGCUAGACUCCCGUCUGCUGGAUUUACACUGUACAUCAACACUCAGAGAGAAACCCGCUGAUCGUGAGGCUCUUUUAAACCACAGCUUUGUUUUAGGAAAUUAAACAGUUUUCUGGAUUAUCCUGGAGUCUGGCUAAAUGCAGAAAGGACCCUCCCCUCUUUCCUGGCUGCCCCCUUGGCAGCUGCUGCACAGGUUGAAUUGUGGACCGUGUGAGUGCUGAACUGUGAUGCUGAGAGCGAGCGCUUCACUGUCUUCAGGAGAAUCCAUUUCCUUCUGCUCAGAGCUCAGAGACCUUCAGGAAAUGGCCGUCCCUCAGAGUGGGCAGUGGCCAGUGUGUGUUCUGUGUGCAAUAAAACAUCAUCUG
Anguilla anguilla (European eel) is the source of this 1640-nucleotide messenger RNA. Its product is annotated as cysteine and tyrosine-rich protein 1-like. Lineage: Eukaryota; Metazoa; Chordata; Actinopteri; Anguilliformes; Anguillidae. The record is from RefSeq and is a predicted model, not a curated record. The transcript is spliced from 4 exons. Bases 426 to 899 code for a protein of 157 amino acids.